AUCAUACAGCGGGGAAAAAGCCGAAUGAUGGCGUUUGGGGAAAGUCCAACCAAUCGCAAGGCGGAAAGAAACAAACCGCAGCCGGAGAAGUGAGCUGGCCUCCACUGCCUUAGAUGGUAUCGAAUGGAAGUGAAAAGUUACAUGUUGGUAACAUAUGGUAGCAAACUUUUGUUAGAAUGAAUGGAGCAGCUUACUCAAACUUUGACAACCAAGAACACGUUCUCAAAUUAGGCGAAACGUUUGAGAAGCAGCCCAAAAGCGCAUUCCACACAGUACGGUAUGACUUCAAACCCGCUUCGAUUGACACUGCGUGCGAGGGGGAGCUUGAGGUGGGCAAGGGAGAACAGGUGACCAUUACUCUGCCCAAUCUCGAGGGAUCAACUGCCCCGGUAACCGUUUUCAAAGGUUCCAAGAGGCCCUAUAUGAAAGAAUGCAUCCUAAUCGUAAACCACGACACGGGGGAAUACCGCCUGGAGAAACUGAACAGCAACAUCGCGGUGAAGAAGACCAGGGCGGAGGGCAGCAGUAAGGUGCAGUCCCGUCUGGAGCAGCAGACCAGCCGGCUCAGCCAGCAGAUGAAGGGUGGGAACGGGGGCGGGGCCAAGGCCGCCUCCGGCUCCAGGAGCUCCCCCCCCAAAGACAGGACGUCCCCCGCCUCCCCCAUGGACGACAUCGAAAGAGAGCUGAUGGCGGAGGCGCGGGAGAUGGAUCAGAUGAGCAGCGGCGACAGCUCCUCUGGAUCCCGCAGCUCCUCCUCGUCCAGCGACAGCUCCAGCAGCGAAUCGGAGGACGAGGCUAAGCCCCGCCCCCCGCCCUCCUUCCCCGGCCCCGCCCACAGCAUGCCCGUGGUCACCGCCUCCCACAGCCGCGGCGAGGAGGCGGCCGGGCACUUCAUGAGCACGCUCAAAAAUGACCUCCAGCUGAGUGAGUCUGGAAGCGAAAGUGAUGAUGACUGACUUGAGACACCGGAGGAGUGAGAGAGAAAGAGAUGGAAAGAGAGAGAGCGUGAGCGAAGGAGAGCGAGAGAGAGGGGAGAGGAGAGGAGAGAGGAGAGGAGAGGUGUCUGCUGCCCUGAUCACCAUCAGGAAAGUGGCUUUUCAGGCAAAAAUGUACCAAAAUGGUGGAAUAGUUAAACAUUUCUGCUGACAUGAAGGCCACUGUAUUAGCUGGAGUCCUUGAAGCAUCUCGAUUAUAUUUUAUUUCAAUCACUACAUCAGUUUAUCAUCUCAGUUCUGCCUCGGGAGAGACCAGGAGUGAAAGAUGCGAUUCCUUUAAGAGUGACUCAAAUCUUUUCAGUGUUUAUUUUUUUAUUUUUUUGGUGUGUACUUAUGGAGAUGUUCAGAGUCUCAGUUCAGAACUGGAAAUUUGGGUUGUGUACUUUUUAAGUGCCAUUAUGCCAUCAAGGUCAUUCAAUUUACUUUGACCAAUCACGACCAGUAGACUUUUCUGUGCUGGACUUGGACAAAACAGAUCAUUUCAGUCCUCAGUGUUCAGUAGCAAACGGAUUGAGCAUUAAGCCUUUUGCCUUACAGUAAUUAUGUUGUACAAGAAAGUACCCGUGGCUUUCAGUUCAAAAGAAGAGGAGAACAACUGCUUUUGUUAUUUUCACUUGUAUUCUGCUUUAACAGAUCCUUCUUCUCAUGGCAUAUGAAGGAUCUUUGUCUCCAUAAAUUGCUGCACUACUUAAACUUAAAAUAAUUAAAUUAAGGUCACAAGCCUAUAGGAAGACAUUAUGUACCUUUAAUAUCAUGCUUCUUAGCUUUUUUUGCGCUUGAAACCUGCAAUACUUGAAUCUGUCUAGGUAUAAUAAUUUAUUUUUCUUAUAUUUGCAGAUAAGACCAACGCACUUCUUAUUUAAACGUGGGAACGCGGCAGGCCUGGUGUUUGUGGUGUAUGGCCGUGGGAAUGGGAAUAUGAACUCCAUGCAGGCCUGGUUAAAAUGAUCACGCACACAGGUUUGUGUUAGUGCUGAACUGAAGGCUUUUGCAGAGAUCUCAUUUUAAUUGCAUUUCCUUGCGCAAUGCAGAGGGCUGCAGCUGCAUUGCCCCGUGCGCUGUGGUACUAGUAACAUGCUUUCUCAGUUUAAAAUAGGAAGUGCUCCUGUAUGGGUUUGAUCAGGUGGUAGUUUAGUCUGUGGCCGUCCCGGCAGCAUUGAGACCACGUGUAUGUACGGAUGACUGCAGGAGCCCAGAGGACAGGUCCCUGAACACUGGGUCCCUGAACACUGGGCCGCACAGCGGUGUUGGCUCUGCUCGAUCAGCGGAAUCACUGGUCCUGACCCUUAGUGACUUGUUGGUGAAUGAACGUAUAUGGAGUAAUAAAGAUUUUAAAAGAUUUGUCAA
Conger conger (European conger) is the source of this 2342-nucleotide messenger RNA. It is a transcript of the gene eaf2, whose product is annotated as ELL associated factor 2. NCBI's taxonomy places the organism in Eukaryota, Metazoa, Chordata, Actinopteri, Anguilliformes, Congridae. The record is from RefSeq and is a predicted model, not a curated record. Gene Ontology annotation, cellular component: super elongation complex. Gene Ontology annotation, molecular function: transcription elongation factor activity. Bases 177 to 956 code for a protein of 259 amino acids. The transcript is spliced from 6 exons. Gene Ontology annotation, biological process: positive regulation of DNA-templated transcription; regulation of transcription elongation by RNA polymerase II.